This is a messenger RNA of Microdochium trichocladiopsis, 1455 nucleotides long. Its product is annotated as major facilitator superfamily domain-containing protein. Gene Ontology annotation, cellular component: membrane. Gene Ontology annotation, biological process: transmembrane transport. The transcript is spliced from 5 exons. The record is from RefSeq and is a predicted model, not a curated record. Gene Ontology annotation, molecular function: transmembrane transporter activity. Bases 1 to 1455 code for a protein of 484 amino acids. NCBI's taxonomy places the organism in Eukaryota, Fungi, Ascomycota, Sordariomycetes, Xylariales, Microdochiaceae.
AUGACGUCCUCAUCCCCCGAGAUUCCCGCCAAUGUCACAGACAUCAAGGCGGAGGUUGCCCAUAGUGAUGCUGGCGUCGAAGCCAACAAGAUCAGAGGCGACUACUCCAGAGCUGAGGCGAAGACUGAUCCUGCAGAGAUUGCUCUCGUGCGCAAGUUAGACCUGCGAAUCAUGCCGAUCCUUUGGGCUAUGUACUUCCUGAACUACCUCGACAGAAACGCGUUGCCGCAAGCGAACCUCAACAACCUCGAAAAGGAUCUGGGUCUGGUCGGUGUCCAAUACAACACGGCUAUUUCUAUCCUCUUCGUGGGAUACCUGUUGAUGCAGGUGCCGUCCAACAUGUUCAUGACACGCACUCGACCCUCCAUCUACCUCUCGGUCUGUAUGAUCAUCUGGGCUGCAGUCUCCGCUGCUACAGCAGGAGUCAAAGACUACGGCGGUCUCGUUGCCUGCCGCUUCUUCCUCGGUUUUGCCGAAGCUCCCUUCUACCCCGGUGCCUUGUACCUCCUAUCCAUCUACUACACCCGCAAGGAACUCGCCACGCGCAUCUCAAUCCUUUACACCGGUCAAGUCGUAAGCACAGGCUGCUCUGGCCUGAUAGCAGCAGCCACAUUCUCCACUCUCGACAACAAAUACGGCAUCAAAGGCUGGCAAUGGCUCUUCAUCAUCGAGGGCGCCGUCACCGCAGGAAUCGCCAUGUUCGGCUUUUUCUUACUGCCCGACGAUCCGUCGCAGACCCGCUGGCUCACACAGGCAGAGAAGGAUCUCGCUAUCGAGCGUAUCCGGAGGGACACGGUUGGCCAGCAGGCUCGAGGCUCGACUUGGGAUGGGCUGAAGCAGGCAUGCAAGGACCCUCGCACUUGGUUGUUCUGUCUCAUGCAGAACUUGCACAUCUCUGCUUGCUCGUUCAAUAACUUCUUUCCCACUAUUGUCAAAUCCAUGGGCUUCACAUCCAUCACAGCCCUCCUCCUGACCGCACCACCCUACUUCGUCUCCGGCCUCCUCGGCAUCCCCUUUGCCUACUCCUCCGGCCGCCUCAACGAACGCACCUGGCACAUCACUGCCGGCCUCGGCCUCGCGAUAAUCGGCUUCGCCAUGUCGGUGGGCACCAUGAACACCGCAGUCCGCUACACUUCGACCUUCCUCUACGCCACCGGCGCUUAUGGCGUAGGGUCCGUGAUCCUGGGGUGGGUGAGCAAUACCCUCUCCCAGACUCCCGAGAAGAAGGCCGUGGCGUACAGUCUCGUCAACGUCACGGCCAAUUUGGCGUACAUCUAUUGUGCGUAUUUGUGGCCGAAUGAGAGUGCGCCGGGGUUUAUGAUGGGGUUUGGGAGCAUGAUUGCUUUUGCGGCGACAAGUAUUAUGUGUGCUUGGGGGAUGAGAUUUUGGUUGAAGAAGGAGAAUGGGAAGUUGAGGGAAAGAGGAGAUGAGGGGGGUGCUUUGUAUGCUUAUUAG